GCCUCGUGGACGGUGUCCGGCGCGGCUCAGUAAGGCUUGUGGAGUCGGCGAACCCUGAGGAAGGAGGGAGAGUCUGUAAAGUUCAACUGCGGCGAGGCUUUAGCAGAGGAGGAAUGAUUGAGCACAGCCUCUCACUGUGCUACCACAACAAACUCAUCUUAGCCCCUAUGGUUCGGGUAGGCACUCUCCCCAUGCGGCUGCUGGCCCUGGACUAUGGAGCGGACAUUGUGUACUGUGAGGAGCUGAUUGACCUCAAGAUGCUUCAGUGCAAGAGAGUUGUCAAUGAGGUGCUCAGUACAGUGGACUUUGUCGCCCCUGAUGACCGAGUCGUCUUCCGCACCUGCGAAAGAGAGCAGAGCAAGGUUGUUUUCCAGAUGGGGACCUCAGAUGCAGAUCGAGCCCUUGCUGUGGCCAAACUUGUGGAAAAUGAUGUGGCUGGUAUUGAUGUAAACAUGGGCUGUCCAAAAGAGUAUUCCACCAAGGGAGGAAUGGGAGCUGCUCUGCUAUCAGACCCUGACAAGAUUGAGAAGAGAGAGAGGCAGAGACACAGGCAGAGGGAGAAGCAGGCUCCAUGCGGGGAGCCCGAUGCGGGACUCGAUCCCAGGACCCCGGGAUCACGACCUGAGCCAAAGACAGACGCCCCAUCCCAGAGCCAUCCAAGUGCUCCCCCUUCCCACCUUUUUAAGAUCCUCAGCACUCUUGUUAAAGGGAUACGCAGACCUGUGACCUGCAAGAUUCGCAUCCUGCCAUCACUGGAAGAUACCUUGAGCCUUGUGAAGCGGAUAGAGAGGACUGGCAUCGCUGCCGUCACAGUUCAUGGGAGGAAGCGGGAGGAACGACCUCAGCACCCUGUCAGCUGUGAAGCCAUUAAAGCCAUUGCUGAAACCCUCUCCAUUCCUGUCAUAGCCAAUGGAGGAUCUCAUGACCACAUCCAAAAGUAUUUGGACAUAGAGGACUUUCGACAAGCUACAGCAGCCUCUUCAGUGAUGGUUGCCCGAGCCGCCAUGUGGAACCCAUCCAUCUUUCUCAAGGAGGGUUUGCGACCCCUGGAGGAAGUCAUGCAGAAGUACAUCCGAUAUGCUGUACAGUAUGAAAACCACUACACCAACACCAAGUACUGCUUGUGCCAGAUGCUGCGAGAACAGUUGGAAUCACCCCAGGGAAGGUUGCUCCAUGCCGCCCAGUCUUCCCAGGAAAUUUGUGAGGCCUUUGGCCUUGGUGCCUUCUACGAGGAGACGACACUAGAGCUAAAUGCCCGGCGGGCUGAGCUCUUGGCUAGGACCCCAGAGGCUGCACGGGAGCCUGUUGAAGAUACCUCAGGUGUCAUUAAGAUGGCUGUCAAGUUUGACCGGAGAGCAUACUCACCCCAGAUCACCCCCAAGAUGUGCCUGCUGGAAUGGUGCCGGAAGGAGAAGUUGGCGCAGCCUGUGUAUGACACGGUUCAGCGCCCCCUGGAUCGCCUCUUCUGCUCUGUUGUGACUGUUGCUGAGCAAAAGUACCAGUCCACCUUGUGGGACAAGUCUAAGAAGUUGGCGGAGCAGGCUGCGGCCAUCGUCUGUUUGCGGAGCCGCGGCCUCCCUGAGGGUCGGCUGGGUGAAGAGAACCCCUCCUGGCACAAGCGCAAGCGGGAGGCCCCUGACCAAGACCCUGGGGGUCCUGGAGCUCAGGAGCAAGCAGUGCCUGGGGAGCUGUGCAAGAAGCUCUUUGUGGCCUUGGGAAGUGGUGAAGAGAGCCCUCUGGAAGGCUGGUGACCAUUGUCCCUAUCUUGGUCACUCACUUCAGAAGCCUGGCCAUAAGAUGUCUGUGGGUAUGAACCAGAUGCCACUGGACAAUUCUCUGUUCCUGACAGGAGUUAGGAGGUCCUUACCUGGGCCAUCAGCCUGCAGCACUGGCUAAAGGGUGCCUAAGGUGUAUACCUCCUUUGGUGGGUUUGAGGAGCAAGGCCAAGUUCCCAGUGCCUCAGUAUUUUCUUUGAAAACGGGAGCUUUUCAUGUGGCACCCCCUCAACCUGACAUUGCUACAGUGCAAUAAAGAUACCCCCACCCUUACCCAUGGCUGGCUGCUCUAGCCCUGGGCAUCUUCACACACAUA
Nyctereutes procyonoides (raccoon dog) is the source of this 2091-nucleotide messenger RNA. It is a transcript of the gene DUS2, whose product is annotated as dihydrouridine synthase 2. Gene Ontology annotation, cellular component: cytoplasm. Gene Ontology annotation, molecular function: tRNA dihydrouridine synthase activity; flavin adenine dinucleotide binding; tRNA binding. Lineage: Eukaryota; Metazoa; Chordata; Mammalia; Carnivora; Canidae. The record is from RefSeq and is a predicted model, not a curated record. The transcript has 17 exons. The coding region runs from base 114 to 1751 and encodes 545 amino acids. Gene Ontology annotation, biological process: tRNA dihydrouridine synthesis.